Molecule: messenger RNA, 1592 nt
Organism: Drosophila santomea
Lineage: Eukaryota; Metazoa; Arthropoda; Insecta; Diptera; Drosophilidae
Exons: 2
Coding region: 253-1305 (350 amino acids)
Biological process (GO): regulation of transcription by RNA polymerase II
Cellular component (GO): transcription regulator complex; nucleus
Molecular function (GO): DNA binding
Source: RefSeq, a predicted model, not a curated record
UAUUUGUAGUGGCAAGGCGAAUUUGCGAGAUUAGGCGAAAGCGAGUUUUUUUAUAUUUCCUCUAAACGCACCAAAGCAAGCCAGAAUUUUGGAUUUUAAAAGUCAAACGAUAGAGUCGAUCCGCUCACACAUUCGUCGAGUUUGCUGUGAGCGCGGUGGUGAUUGCUGUGAGAAUCGCGUUGAAAGUUCGGGAUCCGCAAGUUCUGGAGCGUUGCAUUUGUUGACAAACCGCAAUUUCUGGUCCAGUACACCAUGAAAUCAGAUAACUACCGUCUCAUAGCGGAAGUGUCCAAGCGGCGGUGUCUGUGGGACACCAACAUGGCCAUGACGUACCGCAACCAGGACGCACCGCUCCAGUGGGCGAGUGUUGCGCAGAUUAUGCAGCAGGAUGUUACGAUCUGCAAGAAACGUUUCAAGGGAAUGCGGGACAGCUACCGGGCGGAGGUGCGCAAGAUACAGCAGAAACGCAUCGAGAUGUCCCACUGGCCGUACUUUCGCUCGCUGGAGUUCAUGCGCCACCUCUUCGAUCCGGAGUGCCUGGUGCCCUUUCCCCCGGAGCCCUGCGUGAUGGACGCCGAUCAGUCGGAUGUCUGUGAGGCCACCCGCUUAGUUGACUUCGCAAUCGAUGUGGAUUUGGACAAUGAUGACUCUGUUGAUUUUGAGAUCAUCGACGACAUAUUCCAGCGGGAACCGUCAGUGCCCCAGGACUCAGGCUCGGAUAAAGGUUCGCUGAUCAAGCCGUUGGAUUCCUCAUCCUCGGGCGCCCAGCGCUCCGAUCAGGAUCUCUCGCCCACAUUGCCCACGCACUUGCCAUGCCAUCAACAAUUCCUGCCACGUCCACCGCCGCCCUCGAAGAGGGCACGUCGGAGGAAGACUUCGCCGUCGAACGAUGGCACCUUUUUGAAUGGAUACGCCAGCCAGGCGACGAAGUUUCCCACUGAAGCCGAUUUAAAGAACGAUUCGGAUUUAAGUUUUAUGCUAAGCAUGAUGCCCCACGUAAAGUGUCUGUCAGCCAUUAGCAAUCUCAAGUUUCGAAUGGAGAUGGCGCGAGUUCUGGUGGAACUCAGAGAGGAGGAUCAACAGAUGCUCACUGGGGCGGGACCAGGAGCCGUUCCAGAGCGAGGACUGCCCAAGCUAACGCCCGCCCCGAACUCGAGUUUUGCCUCUCAGCUGGAGAAGAACCAUUACCAUCUAUCCAAUUCCAGCUACCAAAACAGUAGCCCAAAAUCACCAUCUUCGUUAGACUAUGUGGACAGCUCCAUGAUUGAGUGCGAUGUCAAGAUAGAGAAUGAACCCCUACUAUGAAGACUUUGCCUUCAGCGCUCUACCAAAUUAAUACGAUUUUACAUUACCCAAGAAAUAUUUCUUUUAUAUUGUUACACGUUUUAGAGGAAGCCACUACUCAAACUUUAGUAGUUGUUUUGUGCUUCAUUGGCUAAAUCGUUAUCAUAAUUAUCCACAUGCUGACUUGCUUUUAAAUCACUGAUAUAUAUUGGCCAAUAGAUAAUUUUAACAUUUUUGACUCUGGCAGUGGCUGUUCUUAAGCAAUAUAUAACAAAUCCAAUAUAUAUAAAGAAAAGAACUGCUGAUGC